GCAAGCUAUAUUGUACCGGGUACUAGUUAAUCAACCAACAUAUCCUUAGGUCAGUUGUAACUGGAGUUACGCUACCCUGCGGCCAUGUGUGAACAGGAUGCGAACUACAAGUGGGCAAGGAAGAAUCGUCCAAACAUGAUUAUUAAGUCUGGCAUGUGCGCAAGAGCGCUUUUACACUAGCCCACAGGGGCCUGCUGUCGCGUAGCCUAGCGAGCGAAUGGGCCAUGUCCUCAGCCUGUAAGAACCUGUUUGGACUUACCCAGUACAAUGGAAGAUGCGAGUUUUUUGGUACAGGACCAGCGGUGCUGCCGGAGGGGCUUGGCUGGUUUAUUUUGGUCGGAUUGGGCGCCGUUUUCGCUUGUAUUCCAACCCUUUUAGUGUGGCUUGACAGGAAGUUCGGUGGCUUCGGCCGUGACUCGGAGAGCUUCUCCACCGCCGGCCGCAGCAUCAAGGCGGGGCUGACCGCGUGUGACGUGGUGGCCAAAUGGACCUGGGCUGCGACGCUGCUGCAGUCCGCUAAUGUGGCCUACACGCUGGGAGUGGCGGGGCCUUUCUGGUACGCGGCAGGCGCCACCGUGCAGGUGCUGCUGUUCGCCAUCCUGGCCGUGGAGGUGAAGCGCAAGGCGCCCACCAUCCACACCUUCCUGGAGAUCAUCCGCUGCCGCUGGGGCACCCCCGCGCACCUGCUCUUCAGCGCCUACGCCUUCCUCACCAACCUGGUGGUCACCGCCAUGCUCAUCCUGGGCGGCGCGGCGGUGAUCGAGGCGCUGUCGGGCGUGUCUGUGUAUGCGGCCUCCUUCCUCAUUCCCGCGGGGGUGAUGGUCUACACGGCGGUGGGGGGGCUGAAGGGCACGGUGGUUGCGGAGUGGCUGAAUGUGUGUGUGGUGUACAUCGCGUUGUUGGUGUUUAUGUUCCAGGUGUAUGCGACGCACCGGGACCUGGGCAGCAUUGCCACGGUGUAUUUGCGGCUGCGCGCGGUGGAGGCGAAGCACCCGGUGGCGGACAAUGCGGGCGGCUCGUACGUGACGCUGCUGAGCAAGUCGGGGGUGAUAUUCGGCAUCAUCAACAUCGUGGGCAACUUCGGCACCGUCUUCGUGGACCAGUCCUACUGGCAGGGAGCCAUCGCCGCCAAGCCCUCCGCCACCUACCGCGGCUACCUGCUGGGUGGGCUGUGCUGGUUCGCCAUCCCCUUCACAUUCGCAACCACCAUGGGGCUGGGCGCGCGCGCCCUGGACCUGCCCAUCAGCCGGCUGGAGGCCAACCGGGGGCUGGUGCCCCCAGCGCUGGCGGUGCACCUGAUGGGGCGGGGCGGCGCGUUCCUCAUGACGCUGCAGCUGUUCAUGGCCGUCACCUCCACCGCCUGCGCGGAGCAGAUGGCGGUUGCAACCAUCGUGGCUUACGACAUCUACAAACCCUACAUCAACCGCAACGCCGACGGCAGGCGCAUGAUUCGGCUGCAACGCAUCAUGGUCGUCGUAUACGCCAUCUUUUCCGGGAUCAUCGCCGUGAUUCUCCUUAAAUUAAACGUGCCACUUAGCUGGGUUUACAUGGUCAUGGGGAUCCUGAUUGGAUCCGCGGUUUUUCCGAUUGCGGCAUCUUUGACUUGGUCAAAGUGCUCCGCAACAGCUGCAUGCGUGUCGGCGGUCGUUACAUCACCGUUGGCAAUUGCGACGUGGUUAAUAACGGCCGCGAAACUGAAUGAUGGAGUGCUUAAUUUGGACACGACGGGCCAGGACUACCCCAUGCUGGCAGGCAACCUGGUGGCGUUGUUCUUUUCGAUGGCGCUGUGUGUCGUACUGUCGUACAUUUUUCCGCAGGAUUUCGACUGGGCGGAGCUGCGCAACAUUCCGGUCAUCGAGUCCGACCCCAAUUCCGACCCCAACAACUUUGACGGCGAGGACUCCCCCGAGGCGCUCAACAAGGUUGUUCGCUUCACAUGGGCCACCGCCGGCAUCCUGACGCUGCUCCUGCUGCUGCUGUGGCCGCUGCUGGCGCUGCCGGCCCGGGUGUUUAGCCAGGAAUACUUCACGUUCUGGGUGAUGGUUGCGAUGGUGUGGGGUAUUGUGGCCUCCGCGGUCUGCAUCAUGCUGCCAGUUAUCGAGGCAUCGGACCUGGUGCUAGCGGUGCUGCGGGGCAGACGGCUGGGAGCGGGCGGGGGCGGGGGCGGGCGGGGCGGCGGCAGUGUGGGCGGCUCCUCCUCCUGCUCGGCGCAUGGGGGCAAGGAGGGCGCGGGUCUGGUCAUGAUGGCUGGUUCGAUGGUGGCCGCAGCGAGCGGGGUGCCAGCGCCGUUCCUGGCCGCACAAGCGCAGCAGCCGCAGCUGCAGAUGCAGCUGUCAGCGGUGUUGCCGGCGCA
This is a messenger RNA of Astrephomene gubernaculifera, 2353 nucleotides long. Lineage: Eukaryota; Viridiplantae; Chlorophyta; Chlorophyceae; Chlamydomonadales; Astrephomenaceae. The record is from the annotation of a GenBank genome assembly.